ACCCGCAUCCUUUACUUCUGAGCGACGGGAGGAAAAGAGGGAGGAGUCAAGAUGGCGACUGUAAACAUCUGCCCGCUGCUACUUUGGUUAGCAACGGUUUCUGUGGAAACCAGCACCGCUAAAUAUCUAUCGGAACCUUGUUAUAAGCCCAUUAAAGAUGACAGACCAGCCUCAGUCCGCACUCGAGCGCGGCCACACGAGUUUAUCAAAGCGUCGGACCUUCCUCCGUCGUGGGACUGGAGGAACAUCAACGGGAAGAACUAUGUGAGCGUCACCAGGAACCAGCACAUCCCCCAGUACUGCGGCUCCUGCUGGGCCAUGGGAGCCACCAGCGCGCUGGCAGAUCGUAUCAACAUAAAGCGAGGUGGAGCGUGGCCGUCCGCCUACCUGUCUGUCCAGAACGUGAUCGACUGCGGGAGGGCGGGCUCCUGUUUCGGAGGCGAUCACCUCAAAGUCUACGCCUACGCUCAUAAAACCGGGAUUCCUGAUGAAACCUGCAACAACUACCAAGCUGUCAACCAAAAGUGCGUUCAGUUCAAUCAGUGUGGGACCUGCUCCUUCUUUGACUCCUGCGCUGUUGUGAAGAACUACACAGUUUGGAAAGUUGGAGAUUAUGGAGAAAUUUCUGGAAGAGACGAGAUGAAAGCAGAAAUCUACACCAACGGGCCCAUCAGUUGUGCGCUGAUGGCGACUGGCAGUUUGGAGGGAUACGCCGGCGGCGUUUUCUCCGAGUUUCACCCCGUCUCUCUGCCCAAUCACAUCGUCUCAGUGGCCGGCUGGGGCGUAGACGGAGACGGCAGCGAGUUCUGGAUCGUCAGGAACUCCUGGGGGGAAUUCUGGGGAGAGCGCGGCUGGGCCAGAAUCGUCACCAGUUCCUACAAAGGAGGAAAAGGAAACUGGUUUAACCUCGGCAUUGAGAAAAACUGCGCAUACGCAGACCCUGUUGUUGCAUGAAAUUCAAAAUGUCACUUUUAGCUUUUUAAAGAAUGAAUCUGUGAAUUUUUAAAAACAUUUCAGAAGUACAACGGACUAUUUUUUUAAAAACUCAGAGGUUUGCAUUCACUUAUUGGCAGGAAUUAUUUUACAUUAUUUACAUCUGGAGAAGAAUCCUUUUCACGAGACUGUUACAGUGAGUGUGUUCAGUCAGAGGCUUCUACACAACCGCUGUAACACUGACUGCUACAGGAGACCCUUGAAGAAAAUCGUAUGAAUUUCUUCUUGGAUUAAUAAAGUAUUGUUGAAAUAACUGUUAA
Messenger RNA from Xiphophorus hellerii (green swordtail), 1253 nucleotides. Its product is annotated as cathepsin Z. NCBI's taxonomy places the organism in Eukaryota, Metazoa, Chordata, Actinopteri, Cyprinodontiformes, Poeciliidae. The record is from RefSeq and is a predicted model, not a curated record. Gene Ontology annotation, molecular function: cysteine-type peptidase activity. Gene Ontology annotation, biological process: proteolysis. The transcript has 6 exons. The coding region runs from base 52 to 954 and encodes 300 amino acids.